AUGAGCAUAGAAUUUGUUGACGGCCAAACAGUGAUGGAAUUUGUGAACGACUCGCAAGCAUUUGAGAAAUGGACAAAUGAGAAAUUCAAAACGUUAGAUGCCGACGCGGAUGGAGUUUUGUCCCGCGACGAACUCCAGAAGAGGGUGGGGAAAUUGUCAUCCAUGAAAUUCGACCUGCAAUCGAAGGACGAGAUCAACAGCCUCUACGACUUGCUCUUCAAUAAAUUUGACGUUGACAAAAGCGGAACAAUCGAUCCCGACGAAUUCAGGGCCCUUAUGAAGGAGAUGAUGCUCGCUAAAGCACGUGGGAUUGGCAAUUCCCCAAUCUCCAUAAUUGUUCAUGGGGAUAGCUUGCUUAUGAGGGCCGUUCAACAUGCAUCAAAUACAAUAUGA
Messenger RNA from Erythranthe guttata (spotted monkey flower), 393 nucleotides. RefSeq lists its product as uncharacterized. The record is from RefSeq and is a predicted model, not a curated record. NCBI's taxonomy places the organism in Eukaryota, Viridiplantae, Streptophyta, Magnoliopsida, Lamiales, Phrymaceae. Gene Ontology annotation, molecular function: calcium ion binding.